AUGUACGAAGGGAUUGACAACCUGAAAUCCCUUUACGACCGUGCCGGGAAGACUUUCUCCGGCGGUCCUUCUGCGGCACAGGAUGUGCCGCGUCGUACUGCUCGACCAGACCCAGUACGUCAACCAUUAAUUGGGAGCGGGGCUCCCAAGAAUCCCAGGACGGGGGAUAGCCGCGCCACCGGACGAGGUAACUCGUCCGACGUCCGUUCACGUCGCGGUGGUUCAACAGCUGCUCAACUAGAUAGCGCUGGCCACCGCGAGAGUCCUCUAAUGGAGGUGGAGGAGGAGGAAAGACGCUCUCCACACGAUCAUGUGGAUCGGUGUGUUCCCGAGAGCUUCUUUGAUCGCGUAACGCAAGGGUUACGCGACGAUCUCGAGCAUGAGCGGAAUAGGCGUCUCCAGAUGGUGGACACUGCCUCGAAGCAUCGAGCUGAGUUUGCCUUUGCUCAGCUUGAGAACGAGAGAUCUCUGACAUCUCUUCGUGACGAGCUAAGGGUAGCUCGUGGGAUUGUUGAUCGGUCUCGGGCUGAGAUAACUGCUCUUCAGACCCUUGUUGAUGCCCACCAUCGGGAGCACAAGGCUCUCUGCGAGAUGCUUGAGCGCAAGGGCGUUCUUCAUCGGAAGAAGCAGCGUACUGAUGGUACGGCUUAA
This is a messenger RNA of Peronospora matthiolae, 651 nucleotides long. Lineage: Eukaryota; Oomycota; Peronosporomycetes; Peronosporales; Peronosporaceae. The record is from the annotation of a GenBank genome assembly.